Molecule: messenger RNA, 2690 nt
Organism: Callorhinus ursinus (northern fur seal)
Lineage: Eukaryota; Metazoa; Chordata; Mammalia; Carnivora; Otariidae
Gene: SLC9B2
Product: solute carrier family 9 member B2
Biological process (GO): proton transmembrane transport
Cellular component (GO): membrane
Molecular function (GO): antiporter activity
Source: RefSeq, a predicted model, not a curated record
UAUCCUUUUGGGGAUUGAACAUUAGAUCAGAGUUGAUUAGCAGAGUCCAGAAACUGGAAGGUUUCUGUAUGUUCUACAAAGACAUACUUAUAUCAGACUGGAGAACCUCCACUUUCAACAUAUGAGUGGAUAAACAUCAAAGAACAGAUCCAUUCCUCUUCCCUGUGUCAUCUUAUUUCUAAUAUAAAUCAUGGGGGAUGAAGACAAAGUAACUGAACGUGAAGAUUUGGAACCAUCCACAGGAAUGGAUCAUGCAGCUUCUACAUAUCAAGAAACACAGGAGGGAACAGUUAUGAGCUCCAAAGCAACAGAUGCCAAAGAACCAACAGAAGGAAGUAACCUCCUGAAUAGCAGUGAAAAAAAGCUACAAAAAAUACCAACUGAAUCAAAUAAUUUGCAAAGACUGAGACGAGCAUUUUCUUGUCCUCCACAUGGUUAUUUGGAUAGAGGAAUAACAAAUGUUACCAUGGUGGUUCUUCUCUGGGCUGUAGUUUGGUCAAUUACUGGCAGUGAAUGUCUUCCUGGAGGAAACCUAUUUGGAAUUAUAAUCCUAUUCUAUUGUGCCAUCAUUGGAGGUAAACUUUUGGGGCUCAUUAAGUUACCUACAUUGCCUCCAUUGCCUCAUCUUCUAGGUAUGCUGCUUGCUGGGUUUCUUCUCAAAAAUAUCCCUGUCAUUAGUGAUAAUGUACAGAUCAAGCACAAGUGGUCUUCCGCUUUGAGAAGCAUGGCCCUGUCUGUCAUAUUGGUCCGCGCUGGUCUUGGGCUUGAUUCAAAGGCCCUGAAGAAGUUGAAGGGUGUUUGUGUAAGAUUAUCCAUGGGUCCUUGUCUGGUGGAGGCAUGCACAUCUGCUCUUCUUGCUCACUUCCUAAUGGGUUUACCAUGGCAAUGGGGAUUUAUGCUGGGUUUUGUUUUAGGUGCUGUAUCUCCAGCUGUCGUGGUACCCUCAAUGCUCCUUUUGCAGGAAGGAGGCUAUGGGGUUGAAAAAGGCAUCCCGACCUUACUCAUGGCUGCUGGCAGCUUCGAUGACAUUCUGGCUAUCACUGGCUUCAACACAUGCUUGGGCAUGGCCUUUUCCACAGGCUCCACAGUUUUUAACGUUCUCAGAGGAAUCUUAGAAGUGGUAAUUGGUAUGGCAGCUGGAUCUCUUCUUGGAUUUUUUAUUCAGUACUUUCCAAGCAGUGACCAGGACAAACUUGUGUGGAAGAGAGCAUUCCUUGUUUUGGGGCUGUCCGUGCUAGCUGUGUUCAGCAGCGUGUAUUUUGGUUUCCCUGGGUCAGGAGGACUGUGCACGUUGGUCUUGUCCUUCCUUGCAGGCUUGAAAUGGGCCGGUGAAAAGGCAGAGGUUGAAAAAAUUAUUGCAGGUGCCUGGUAUAUCUUCCAGCCCCUUCUCUUUGGACUGAUUGGAGCAGAAGUAUCUAUUGCAUCUCUCAGACCAGAAACUGUAGGCCUUUGUGUUGCCAUCCUGGGCAUUGCAGUAUUGAUACGAAUUUUGGCUACAUUUCUGAUGGUGUGUUUUGCUGGUUUUAAUAUCAAGGAAAAGAUAUUUAUUUCUUUUGCAUGGCUUCCAAAGGCCACAGUCCAGGCUGCCAUAGGAUCUGUGGCUUUGGACACAGCAAGAUCACAUGGAGAGAAACAGUUAGAAGAAUACGGGAUGGAUGUGUUGACAGUGGCGUUUUUGUCCAUCCUCAUCACAGCUCCAAUUGGAAGUCUCCUCAUUGGUUUGCUGGGUCCCAGGCUUCUCCAGAAAGCUGAACAUCAAAAUAAAGAUGAAGAAGUUCAGGAAGAGACCUCUAUACAAGUUUAGAGGUGAAAAGAGACAAUGCUGAAUAUAAUGAUUAGAAAGCUUUUACCAACUAGCAGAGGCUAUGUUAUCUAGAUCCAUAUUGAGAUAUGUGAUGUUCAAACUUUAAAUGUAAUAGAACCAAAAGUGUGGCUAUGUCUUGAAAGAGCAUUUUCAACCAUUAUCCUUUUCAUGUGGGUGUGUAAUAUUCUACAUCUCCAACCUGAUUUCUCGACCUUUUUUUUUUUCAAAUACUUUGUCAUUAUGUAUCUUAAAUUUUUCGGUAAAAUGUACUACCACAAUUUAAAAUUAACAUGGAAAAGAUCAAAUUCAGCAUCCUGUUCUACUAGCCAACAGUUUGUUCUAACAUACUGCUACGGUCAUAGUUUCAUGAUUCAUGGUCACCUGACCACUCAUGCUUUGAAAUGUUUUGGGCUCCUCUUUUCUUUUUUAUUUUUAAAUAUCAUAAUGCAAUUCCUCAUCAGUUUCUAUCUGCACUUUCUGUGCCAAUCUGCCUCUUCUCCAUUUCUACCUCUCUUGCUACCUUUCUGUGAAUUAUUGUAACUGAUUGGUCCCACCAAAAUUCUCAAGUAUGCUAAGUAUCUUCAUUGGUUCUUCCUCUUGGACCUAUCUAGAUUAUCAAAAGACCUCCACCUCUCUCCUAGGUGGCAAAACAGAGUCUCCCAUUUUAGCAGCCCAUCUGAGUUUGCCUUCCUCUAAGGAGGGCCCUGAUUCAGCCCUUUCUUAUUUGUUUCUUGUGACCCACGUCUUCAGGCUCUUCCUCUUCUCUAGGUGAGAGAUAGCUAAUUUUCAAAUCAAUGCCAAUCUCAUGAACAUAAUAUUAAUUAGAGUAAGGUAAGCUGCUAUAAUGAAGAAACAAAAAAAUAAAGUAUUUGAAAGAAAAUGGAAA